AUGGCCUUCUCGAUACAUCUGUUCCGUCUAGCAAAACUCAACUCAGAGUUCAAGUACGUUGCGAACAGCAUUGUCCGCGACACACCACGUUACGCCUACCCGGCGGUCAUUGACAUAAACGAGUGGCAGCAAGGGAUGUUGGAACAGCUAGACGAGUGGUACAGCCAAAUCCCCAACACACCAGACUCUGAUUACAUCCGCACCAUCUGUCAGAUUCGAUGCUACGGUCUGCGGAUGCUCGUUCUCCGGCCUAGCCCCGCUAUCCCGAAUCCAUCGCCAGAGAUCCUCAAGAAGUGCUUCAAAGCCGCUCUUGAAGUCAUCCGUCUCUUUGAUCACCUGUAUAAAAAGAACUUGCUCAUACAUACAUGGAACACCUGUCACUCAGCAGUCCUCAGCAUUAUAACUAUGUUAUACUGUCUGAAGAUGGUGCCUGAGAUAGCAAAGCAAACGGCUUUGGAUGCACUCAUGUCUGACUUCAGCGCCGGGCUAGGAGUCCUGGCGGCAACGGGCGAGCACUGGUCUGGAGCAAAACGUUGCCGCGAUAUUUUGGACGAUAUGAUCCGGGCGACCAUCCGAUGGGUCAAGGACCUUUCCAGUCAGACCUUUGAGGUGGAACCACCUGCUCAACGUCGAUCUCUGCGACUAGAUUCUGCGCAUUCGCAUACAACCAGCUCUUACAACGAGAAUGCCAGCCUUGGUGGGACGGAACCUCCACGACUAAAUUUCUCGGAAGGCUUUCCCCAACCACUAUCAAUAAGCUCUGCGACUGAAAGUGGCUCGGAAAGCUUCCUUCAUCAAGAUCCAUUCGAAUCGUUUCUCGCCAACACUGCGUUCGGCGAUCCGAUGCACACGGGCGACAACGCAAAUCUGGAUAGCAUCAUGCGAGGUCUGUUUGAUGACUUUAUACCUACUUACCCGAGCUUCACCUGA
This is a messenger RNA of Colletotrichum fioriniae, 930 nucleotides long. RefSeq lists its product as uncharacterized. NCBI's taxonomy places the organism in Eukaryota, Fungi, Ascomycota, Sordariomycetes, Glomerellales, Glomerellaceae. Gene Ontology annotation, biological process: positive regulation of transcription by RNA polymerase II. Gene Ontology annotation, molecular function: sequence-specific DNA binding; DNA-binding transcription factor activity, RNA polymerase II-specific. The record is from RefSeq and is a predicted model, not a curated record.